AUGGAGACGGUUUUUUCGGUACCUACCUCUAUUUCUGUCACCGAAAGUGGUGUUCCAAGUACCAUUCACAUCGAUGUCAAUAUCGGAUCUGUCCAGUCUGCUUCUUCAAAAUAUUCACACCCAACGUCUUUGGGAAUCGACUGUUCGGACCACGCAUCGGAUGUCUUGAGUGACCUUGCUCCAUCUCUCUCCUUGACGAAUAUAGCGCCCGGAAAUUCUUCAGAUCACCGUUUGUUACGGUUCACGGAUGAUCUUGGUUUGUGUAUAAAGCAUUCCCCCGACGUGUCACCCUUAGCUGAUGAUGACGAAGAUGUCCGAUCUCUCCUGGCAGCAGCAGCAGCUGUCGCUGCUGCAGACAGUAGAGUCCAACAAGGCUCGGCAACAGUUCGUUCAUCCUCCGGACUUAACACUCCUCCAGAUUCUAGAGGUGGUCGACUUAUGGAUACUAUCACCUGCAGACCAAUGUCAGUGGGUGUAAUUGAUCAAACUCAGGCUAUUCACUCUACAAACAGUGUUCCAAUGUUAGUUUCGCGUCACAACUUGACAGGAACACCUUAUGUAAACAAUGGCGAUCCACUUACAAUUUUACUUCAAACAUCUACUACACAGUCUAUGCCUGCCAGUUAUGUGCUAUCUUCAAGCGUUCCCACUCCAUGCAGUUCACCUCUGACAUUCCGAUCUCAUUCUCCUAUUCGGACCCCUCAUUUAGACAGCAGACAUGUUUCAGCAAUGCUUCAUCAUAGUUUAUCCUGUAAAUCUCAUCCUAUCGAAAAUCAACGUACAAAUGCUUCGUUCCCAUCACUUUCUCAUUUACAUUCUCCAGAUACACCCCCUUCACAUAUGGACAGUUAUACAAACUGUAAAAAUAAAAAUAAUCAGGUUUUCGAUACAAACCUUUUAAUUUUAGAGAAUACAAUUCAUUCACCCUGUGAAUCACUAAGUCCUCCACAAUUGUUAUCGGGAUGUAAUUCAUCUAGUCGCGUGUCUGGACCUCCGUGUUUGCCAGUCAGUGAGCAUAAUGCGUCAAUAGUUUUAAGCCCAGGAAAUGUAUCAACAGACUUUAACGCCUGCACAUCAAUGAGCAUGAAUAAUAUGUCAGAUAAUGUCCCUCAUAACUGGAAAAAUACUGCUCCUUGUGACACAGAUAUUCAAGUUAAAACGUGUAAACUUUUAGAUAGCAGUCUUGAUUCUGUGUCUAAAGCUACUGAUGAGAAUUUGAUGGAUCUUGAACAAGUUAUUUCAUCGCACUCAGCGUCGUUACCGGCUGUUGACGAUGAAUAUUUCUUGAAAACAUCUGAUGAUUUUCAUGUAGAAACAGUGGUUAAUAUAGAUCUCGGUUGUAUUCCUCAUCCAGAUAAAAUUCAUUCGGUAAGCAGCAGCACUCCGACUUCUCCCAAAAUAUCUGUCGUUUGUUCUGCUGAACCUGAUUUCCCUGAAAUUUACGCAGAUAUCUCCGAAGGAAAUGGAACUACCAACUCUGUGAUAUUACCCCAUGAGCCAUCAAAUGGCGAUCAACCAACAAUAACCCUGUCUUCAAACAAAAAGCAUGCAUCUGUUAUGACAUCCAGUGAAAGUGCAGACAAUUUCAAAUGUAAAGUCGAGAAUCGAGAUAACGAUUGUCUUAUUUCAACAUGUUUGAUGAAUGCAUCUGAAUCACACAAUAAUGGUAGCGAAUGUAAAACAACAUCUGAUUCUCCUCCUGUUCAAACGGUUGCUACUGGAGAAUUAUGGGAAACUGAAAGUCUGCCAGUGAUCGAUACUUCUGGGAUUCCUAAAUCACCGAUCAAGGAUGUAACCCAUGCUAAUUUGAGUGACGAGGAUCAAGAAGUACUUUUCAAAGCACAACAUCCUGAUGACAUCUUAGAAGAAGAUUCAGGUGAACCUAAUGACCAUUCUUCUGUCCAUUCCUCAUGUAAAGACGAUGAAGUUUACAAUGAUGCGGAGUAUGCAGCUGCAGCUGUUGCAGCUGUUGACGAUGUAGUUUAUGCUUUGGCUGGGAAUCGUAAACCCGACCCAUCUCUGACUCUUGAUCCAGCUUUAGAAGGAACAGGAACAGAUCGCUUAUACAAUUUGAGCUUAGCUCCGGCUCAUGGUGAAUUAAACAAUUCACAAACGAACGUUUCCAAUACUACAAACUUUGUUACAACUAACACAAAUUCGGACCAUCUGCUUACUUUGCCUUCUGGCAACAAUCAGGAUAGUAACCGUUUUCAUCAAUCAGUGGUUGUUAAUGAAUCUUCAGAUGGUGAAGUUGGCUCAGAUCACCUUUCCAGAAGCCUUCUUAGUGUUACUCCUAACAACUGGAAUAAAAGUGAUUUGAAAGGUGAAUUUUUAUGUCUGACCUGUCAUAAAGUAUUUCCACAAAAGGCUUUGCUUCUGAAACACCGGAUCAUGCAUGAAGAACCAAAACACAUGUGCGACACUUGUGGUCGUAGCUUUGUUCGAGAGGAUAAACUCAAGCGUCAUGUGAUGUCCAUCCAUACAACUGAGAAACCUCAUGUUUGCCACAUAUGUAGCAAGGCAUUUUCUCGCAAAGAUAAACUCAAAGAUCACUUAAAGCACCACGAUCGUGCAGCCAGAAAUUUCGAAUGCCAACAAUGUCAGCAACCGUUUGUACAGAAAUCCGAUCUCAACAGGCAUAUCCGUGGAGUACAUCAGGGUGAACCAGGAGUUGGUAUAAACAUGACAGUUAAACGGAAAGCACCAGGUUCAGCUCCACCACGUUUACCGAAACGAAGAUCCAAGCCACAUCAGAUAGUACUGAGUUGA
Molecule: messenger RNA, 2769 nt
Organism: Heterobilharzia americana
Lineage: Eukaryota; Metazoa; Platyhelminthes; Trematoda; Strigeidida; Schistosomatidae
Source: the annotation of a GenBank genome assembly